GCUAGCACCAUCUCCACAUCAAUGGUGGUAGUAGUUCAUAGCUGUUGAGAUUUUUCUUUCAUUAAUAUAUUAAAAAAAAAUUGGGUUUUCUGCCUUAGCGGUUGGUGGAAUUCCCCCCUGUUUCUCUGGGAAAUUAUUUAUGAUCUUAUGUUCUGAAUAAAAAAUAUCAAGUAAAAACCAGUUCUUGAUUUAAAUCUUUGGUCUACUUACUCAGUAGAAUGAGGCAUGCGGAUGGGAAAGAGGCAGAGGAGGUGAUGGAGAUUAAAAGAGAAGAAGAGAGGGAAAAAGAAGAGGAAGCGAAGAGGGUUCCUCUUCCUCCAUGGAGGAAGCAAAUAACAAUUCGAGGGAUUAUAGCAAGCUGUUUGAUUGGAAUGAUUUACAGUGUCAUAGUGAUGAAGCUCAAUCUGACAACUGGACUUGUCCCAAAUCUAAAUGUCUCAGCUGCCCUUCUUGCCUAUGUGUUAAUGCAAUCUUGGAUUAAGCUUCUCCAAAAGGCUAAUCUGGCUUCAACUCCAUUCACUAGGCAGGAGAAUACUGUGAUUCAGACAUGUGCUGUUGCGUGCUACAGCAUUGCUGUUGGAGGUGGUUUUGGGUCUUAUCUCCUGGGGUUGAACAAGAAGACAUAUGAGCAGGCUGGGGUGGAUACAAUAGGAAAUGUAGCAGGGAGUUAUAAGGAGCCAAGGCUGGACUGGAUAAUUGGUUUCCUCUUUGUGGUUAGCUUUGUUGGGUUAUUAGCUUUGGUUCCUCUCAGAAAGAUAAUGAUCAUAGACUAUCAGCUAACAUAUCCUAGUGGAACUGCUACUGCGGUUCUGAUCAAUGGGUUUCAUACCCCCAAGGGAGAUGGUGAUGCGAAGAAACAGGUACAAGGAUUUGUGAAAUUCACCUCGGCCAGUUUUUUGUGGAGUUUGUUCCAGUGGUUUUAUUCAGGUGGUGAUCAGUGUGGGUUUGCAAACUUCCCCACCUUUGGGUUGAAAGCCUGGAAACACUCAUUUUUCUUUGACUUCAGCAUGACUUAUAUAGGAGCAGGAAUGAUUUGUUCUCACCUGGUGAACUUGUCUUUGCUUCUUGGAGCAAUUCUCUCUUGGGGAAUAAUGUGGCCACUAAUUGGUGCGCGUAAAGGUUCAUGGUUCCCUGCUUCUAUACCAGAAAGCAGCAUGAAGAGUCUAAAUGGUUAUAAGGUUUUUAUUUCUAUUGCUCUCAUCCUAGGUGAUGGUCUCUACAAUUUUCUUCGGACGGCAUUCUACACUGGUCGAAGCAUAUAUGUUGCACUGAACAAAAGAAAUUCUAGGACGUCAGUUCCAGAAACAAAGAUUGAGCAUUCUAUUGACAAUCUUCAAAGAAAUGAAGUGUUUGUUAGAGAGAGCAUUCCCUUGUGGGUAGCAUGCAUAGGGUACACAGUUUUCUCCAUCAUCUCCAUAAUCAUAAUCCCGAUCAUGUUUCCUCCAUUGAAGUGGUAUUUCGUUCUCGUGGCCUACACCCUUGCACCGGCCUUAAGCUUCUGCAAUGCUUAUGGAGCUGGUCUGACGGACAUGAACAUGGCAUAUAACUAUGGGAAAGUGGCUCUUUUUACAUUAGCCGCUUUGUCCGGGAAAGAAAACGGUGUAAUGGCGGGACUCAUUGGGUGUGGGCUCAUAAAGUCCAUUGUCUCAAUCUCAUCCGAUUUAAUGCACGAUUUCAAAACGGGCCACCUUACCCUUACAUCCCCACGAUCGAUGCUCAUAAGCCAAGCGAUUGGGACCGCCAUGGGUUGUGUGGUGGCCCCACUAACGUUCUUCCUCUUCUACAAGACAUUCGACGUGGGCAACCCAAAUGGGGAAUACAAAGCUCCUUAUGCUAUCAUAUAUAGAAACAUGGCCAUCCUUGGUGUUCAAGGCUUCUCCGCACUCCCCCGACAUUGUUUACAGCUAUGCUAUGGUUUUUUCGCCUUUGCAUUGUUUGCCAACCUGGCGAGAGAUGUGGUCCCAGGGAGGGUUGGGAAGUGGAUCCCGCUCCCGAUGGCUAUGGCUGUACCAUUUCUCGUUGGGGCUUCGUUUGCUAUUGAUAUGUGUGUUGGUAGUAUCGUUGUGUAUGGUUGGCACAAGAUGAACGGCAAGAAGGCGAAACUGAUGGUUCCUGCAGUUGCCUCGGGUUUGAUAUGCGGUGAUGGAUUGUGGAUCCUCCCAUUGUCGAUACUUGCGCUGACCAAAGUCAAAGCUCCGAUCUGCAUGAAUUUUUUGCCUGCAAACACAUCCUAAAAUGGAAUGCAAAUAUGCAAUAAGGGUACAACAGAAAAGCUUUGGCGUGAGGUGGCGAAAGGUAAAUAAAUGAGAAGUAAUUUUUUUCUUGUCCCAUUAUCGUGGGAGAGACUACCUCGGCAUAGAAGUACAAUAAAUCACUUAGACUCUUAGAGUGUACAAUAUGGGGUGAACUGUAAAUGUGUAUAAGCGGCAAAAGUGUAUCAUGCUGUAAUGUAUAGUUGUGACAUGUUAACAUGGAUUCCUUUGGAGUCAUUAUGUAUGGUGUGAACUCACUGACGGAACGAACAUAAUGACAAUGUUGGAUACCGAUUUACUUAUUUUCUUGGUGGUUAAAUUAAUUUCACGCAAAC
This is a messenger RNA of Cuscuta europaea, 2587 nucleotides long. Lineage: Eukaryota; Viridiplantae; Streptophyta; Magnoliopsida; Solanales; Convolvulaceae. The record is from the annotation of a GenBank genome assembly.